GAAUAUAGAUGUACUUAAUGUACCAUGUAUGGCCCGAUAUCUCCAAUUUCUGCGGAGCCUUCACUCUACUGGGUACAGACUCAGUUCCAUGGAGGAGCUGAAAUACUGUGGAAGGUCCCUGACGCUGGCGAGAAUGAGCAUGCUCAACCCCCCACCUUUGACUCUUCCAUGACAACGUUGGAGCAAAGGAAAGAAAACAACGCCGUGGGAAUGAUCCCUAUCCGCCAUCUAGGCGGAUAUUUGAAUACGAACAAUUACGAGAUUUUCCAUAUUAGCGUGCUAUUAUUCGCGCGAUAAAGCUACAGGCGGAGGCAUCUUGUACAGCCCGAUACCGGGCGGCUUCAGCGGGCUGAAUAAGCGAGUGUUCCGAGCCGGCCCCAAACUGCAUCCAAGCUUUUAAAGGUCCUCGUCGCCUGCAAUAUCAAUUGUCACCAAUCGCGCCAUGUCCGGGGCUAGGAAUUUCUCAGCCGCCCUUCGGCGGGCUCGCCUGCCAAAGCCGCGUUUUCUUGGACGGCCUCUUGUCUCUCAGAUCGCCCCGGUGCCCGCCGUUCGCAACUUUUCUCAAGCUCCUACAUUACGGGCAACAAAAGAAGUCAAGUACACGAGCGAUGCUUACCCUACCCUCAAGAGAAACCCCAACUUCGCCGAAAUCACCGCGGAGGAUGUUAAAUACUUCAAGGAGCUCCUCGGCUCCGAAUCAGCUGUGAUCGAUGGCGUAACGACCGAUGCGACGGAUGAUAUCGAGCCCUUCAACGGCGAUUGGAUGCGCAAAUACCGUGGGCACACGAAGCUUGUCCUCAAGCCUCAGUCGAAGGAGGAGAUUAGUGAGAUCUUGAAAUACUGCAAUGGCAAGAAAUUAGCUGUUGUCCCGCAAGGUGGAAAUACUGGGUUGGUAGGGGGUUCCGUGCCGGUAUUCGACGAGAUCGUUCUCAAUACCUCGCGGAUGAACAAGAUCCGCUCGUUCGACGAGGCUUCUGGUGUUCUAGUUGCAGACGCUGGUGUUAUCCUUGAGGUGGCGGACCAGUACCUGGCUGAGCGACACCACCUCUUCCCUCUUGAUCUUGGUGCCAAGGGCUCGUGCCAUAUUGGAGGGAAUGUCGCCACGAACGCCGGAGGGCUCCGCUUGCUACGAUACGGCAGUCUUCAUGGGACAGUGCUUGGCAUUGAAGCUGUUUUGCCGGAUGGGACAAUUAUGGACGGCUUGUCAACGCUGCGAAAGAACAAUACCGGUUAUGAUCUGAAACAAUUAUUCAUCGGUUCUGAGGGUACCAUCGGGAUCAUUACUGGUGUCUCAAUUAUUUGUCCUCCUCGACCAAAGGCCGUCAAUGUCGCCUACUUUGGUAUUGAGAGCUACGAACAGGUCCAGAAAGCGUUUGGCGAGGCUAAGAAGCAGCUAUCUGAGAUUCUCUCUGCGUUUGAGCUUAUGGAUGGCCGGUCUCAGCGACUCGUCCACUCAAGUACUGGUAAUAAGUACCCUCUAGAAGGCGAAUACCCAUUCUACUGCCUGGUGGAGACCAGCGGAUCCAACGCUGACCACGACAUGGAGAAGCUGGAAACGUUCUUGGAGAGCAUCAUGGGCGAAGGAAUCGUCGCCGACGGUGUCUUGGCUCAGGAUGAGACUCAGUUCCACAGCAUCUGGCGUUGGCGUGAGGGCAUCACAGAGGCUUUGAGCCACCUCGGCGGAACCUACAAGUACGACGUUUCGAUUCCUCUACCCGAACUGUACCAGUUGGUGGAUGAUUGCCGGGAACGGCUGACAAAGAUGGGGUUCGUUGGAGAUGAUGACUCCUUCCCCGUCCGCGCCGUCGUCGGUUACGGCCACAUGGGCGAUUCCAACUUGCAUCUUAACAUUGCUGUCCGACAGUACAGCAAGGACGUCGAGAAGGCGAUCGAGCCUUGGGUGUAUGAGUGGAUCCAGAAGCGGAAUGGUAGCAUCAGUGCCGAGCACGGUCUGGGUGUUGCGAAGAAAGAAUUCAUCGGUUACAGCCAAAACGACACUAACCUGAAACUUAUGAAGCAGUUGAAGGGUUUGUAUGAUCCGAACGGAAUUCUGAACCCGUACAAGUACAUUUAAAAAGCUACAUACCCAUUUGCAUAUAAAAUACAGCCCUGUUAGACGUUGAACAAUAUCCAUAUAUAGUUUGUAGAAUAUAUAUGCCUGAGGCACC
Messenger RNA from Aspergillus versicolor CBS 583.65, 2168 nucleotides. RefSeq names its product FAD-binding oxidoreductase. Gene Ontology annotation, molecular function: FAD binding; catalytic activity. Lineage: Eukaryota; Fungi; Ascomycota; Eurotiomycetes; Eurotiales; Aspergillaceae. The transcript has 2 exons. The coding region runs from base 443 to 2074 and encodes 543 amino acids. Gene Ontology annotation, cellular component: mitochondrion. The record is from RefSeq and is a predicted model, not a curated record.